Messenger RNA from Fusarium oxysporum Fo47, 901 nucleotides. RefSeq names its product translation initiation factor SUI1. Gene Ontology annotation, molecular function: translation initiation factor activity; mRNA binding. NCBI's taxonomy places the organism in Eukaryota, Fungi, Ascomycota, Sordariomycetes, Hypocreales, Nectriaceae. Gene Ontology annotation, biological process: translation reinitiation; formation of translation preinitiation complex. The record is from RefSeq and is a predicted model, not a curated record. The coding region runs from base 1 to 720 and encodes 239 amino acids. The transcript is spliced from 6 exons.
AUGGAACAAGUAACUUAUGGGGAUGAUACUAGUGACGUACGUCAUGGUCGACUUCACGACGAUCUCCAGGAAGCUCAUGAUGUUGGUUCGUUUGAGAUCUCUAUGGCUGACGUUGAGCAACCUGAGGGCGAGCCCCAGGGUCGUAUUGUCAAGUAUUGUGGCGAGCAAGAACCGAUGGCUGACACAACAUUGCUCACAGUUUGCACUCUACCCCCCGAGUACUGCGAGUAUGGCGGAACCGUUAAGAAGUGCCAGGAAUGGCUAGAAAAGAACGAACCAGAGCUUUACAACAGGAUCUGGUCCGCAGAGGCCCUCGAGGCUGCUACCGCAUCACUAUCCGUCGAGGCCCAGAAACGAGCCGCAAAGGACGCACAGAAGAAGACCGCUAAGGCUGAAGCCGCUGAGGCAAAACACGCCGAUCUGUUAGCCAAGAGUGUUGUCACUAUCAAGCGCAUUGAGCGAAACAAGAAGAAGUUUGUCACGGCCGUGAUAGGACUCGAAUCAUUUGACUUGGAACUCAAGAAGGUCGCCAAAGAUCUUGGCAAGAAGUUUGCUACAGGCUCUUCAGUGACUAAGCUCCCCGGUGGCGGAGAAGAAAUUGUUGUGCAGGGUGAUGUUAGCGUUGAGUUGGAAGAGUUCCUGCUUGAGAAGUACAAGCAGAUCCCCGAGGAUCAUAUUGAACUUGUCGAAGACAAGAAGAAGAAGAAGGGCGGUUCAUAAGUUUGGGAGAUACCAAAAGGCAUUCGUGAUUGAAAAUUCCAGAGUGUAUUUUUGGAAACACUCGCGCUCCUGUGUUUCUCAUGGGCAUAUACAGUUUCAAAAGAAAAUCAUAAAGUAACAUGGAGCAUUCCAGUGCACCUCCAUGCGCUUCGAUCCUGAACUCCUAUCCCGUGAUCCUGUA